GAAGCCCCGAAGAAAACGUUAGAUUAGUUGGAGUGAGCUUUUGAAGUUCUUAAAAAUCAGAAAAUGAACACAAAAGUUUCAGGAAAAAACAAAAAAUCAAACUAAAUUCAGUCCGCCUCCACCUCAACAGGGGGUCGUCAAAGUAAAUAAAAACCCGCUACUGGCAAGAUGUCGGAGAGUUCAGUUGGUAAUCUGCAACUCACAGUCGAAAUGGCGGGCGCGCGCAUAGCCGAACACGAAUUGGUCGGUGUGAUCGGCAAUAAAAAAUCCCUCGGCAGCUGGAAUAUACAAAAUGCGCCGCUGCUCAAACGUAGCGAAAGCGAUUACAAUAAAUGGACCACGAGCGUGACGGUGCCGCUGAAUAAAUGGGUGCGCUAUCGCUAUUUCAUCGGCGCACUGGACAAGCGCACGCAAAUCGUGCAGGUGCGUCGCUGGGAAGUGGCGGAGCGUGCGCGUGAAUUACGGCUGACCGAUGUGAAUGAGAACACGUACGAUCGUUUCGGUUUCAUAACACCAAUGCGGCCGAAAUUACGACGCGCAUGGCUCAACACUGGACACAUUGUGUUGUUGAAGUUGUUCGACGAAGCGUUGCGUUAUAAAGUGAGUGACGACCGGAUUGUUGAGGAGGGUGAGGUGGUGCAGUUGAAGCUGGACGCCCUAGAUGCGGUCACACUACAAACGAUCGGACCGUCGGCACGCGCGCACAUACUAUACACAAAACUGCAAUAUGGCAAUAGUCAGUUGAAGGAUCAGCCGGAGUUCGGCACCGAAUACAAUACGCAGACACUUAUUUAUCAUAUCUACAUGUUGACGCGUCGUGACGUUGGUUUCCUGUUGAAACUAUUUGCCUUCAAUAAGCGCAACGAGUGUGUGCGCCUGAUCGCGCAGUCCUACCUGCCGCCUGAGGCGCUGGAGGAGAGUGAGGGUGUGCUGGAUGUGACUUUGAUUUCGUCAAGUGUGGACGCUGAAGUGGCGAACUUGGAAGUACACUAUUUGAUCAUAAACCCCACACCCAAUUGGCAUGUCAAGUUGAAUACUACCUUCACGCAAUAUUGGCCCACACGUUGGAGGGGUUUGAACAUAGCACAUCGUGGCAUGGGACGUAGUUUUGUGCCGAACAAUCCGGUGCGUCCACCAUACGAGAACACAGUGAGCUCCAUCAAACAGGCAUUCCAAGUGGGCACCGAUAUGGUGGAGUUCGAUGUGAUGCUCACCAAAGAUUUGGUGCCCAUCAUCUAUCACGACUUCUAUGUGCUGAUGUGUCCUUCAACCGAGACACCUUGUAGUCGCAGUGAGAUUAUCUCAGUGCCGGUUGUAUGCUUAACCUACGCCGAGUUGCAGUCCAUGCAGACGUACAAAAUUGUUGCUGACGAAUUGAUUAUUUGCCCGGCACCGAAUACGGUCAGCGAUGAGGAUGAGCGUCUCUUUCCCACGCUGCAGGAGUGUUUUGAGAAAACAAAGAAAAUGUUAGGUUUCAACAUCGAAGUGAAAUGGCCACAAGAGUUGUACAAAGGCGGCUCCGAGUGCGUGCAACAUAUGGAUAAGAAUCGGUAUGUGGACACGAUACUCGAUGUGGUGAAGCGUCACAGUUGGGGUCGCGUGUGCUUCUUCUCCUCCUUCGAUGCGGAUAUGUGUAUAAUGUUGCGCUAUAAACAAAAUAUGUAUCCCGUUAUGUUGCUAAUCGAAAACGAACCGCAGAGAUUCGUCGAUCCACGCACACACUGUCUGCAUCCGGCCAUAAAUACAGCACAGGCGUUCGACUUGAACGGCAUUAUGCCCAACGUUUCUAUGCUGCAUUCGCAUCCGGACGCCUUCGAGUUGGUUGAGAAUCAGAACAAAUGGCUCAUGUUGUGGGGCGAUGAGCUCGUAGAUCGUGCUAAAAUCGAGUUCUAUCGUGCGCUGGGUGUUAAUGGCAUGAUUGUUGAUCACAUCGAUUUGUUGGUGGAUCGUGGCAAGCGGAAUAUUUUUGAGUCGGAUGAAAAGUUGCAGCAACUUUUCGAGUUGCAGAGGAGUUGUGGUUGCCGUUGAAUGGAUUAUUAUUUCGAAAAACUAAAAUUUUAAAUACUUUUUUGUGAAUACUUCAACCAACCGAAAUGUGUAACGAGUGAAGAGAAAACGUAAUAAAUUGGAGUGCAGUAAACUGGAAAAGGCAAUAGAAAGGAA
Molecule: messenger RNA, 2163 nt
Organism: Ceratitis capitata (Mediterranean fruit fly)
Lineage: Eukaryota; Metazoa; Arthropoda; Insecta; Diptera; Tephritidae
Product: glycerophosphocholine phosphodiesterase GPCPD1
Exons: 1
Coding region: 169-2028 (619 amino acids)
Biological process (GO): glycerophospholipid catabolic process
Molecular function (GO): glycerophosphocholine phosphodiesterase activity; starch binding
Source: RefSeq, a predicted model, not a curated record